GCCGGCGAGCGCUUGGCACUCUCUCUCUUUCUCUCGUUCUCGACCGGGUCGCCCGUAUCGUCGGUUCCCCGAGAACGUCCACGCUGAUACCCGAACAUUUCUCGGCGGCUGUGUGUGUGGUCCCCCCGGUCUUCUCCCGGCCGACGAGUCCUGUGCGGUCGGAGAAAAAGGGCACGGCGACUGUCGCUGAGGGGGGCGCAGGACGGCUGACUUUUCCGCAACGAACGAAACGACCUUGUUCACACUUGUCCCCAAAGUCUCCGACCGUCGGCGCUGGUGACCGUGGUAGGUGGUAAGGUGGAGGUCGACGGAAGGUUUCCGUAGCGCGACUCCGACUCGGCAUUCCGGCCGGUGAGAUAAUCAGCCGACCGGACCCUACUGUGGAGGACGCGCGGAGACUUCGACGACCGAUACGGAGGAUGUCACGCUCCAUGGACCACCCUGGCUGCCGCGGCCGUCGCCGUGUCGCGGUGGCGAUGAUCCCGCCGGCGGCCCUGCGGUGAGAGAGCGUCGCGUGUGCGCGAAACCCUCCCUGUCUCGUGUUACCGACGACCUAGUGAACGACGGUAGUAGUGUGACUCUCUCGACGAGUGUGUCAUUGGCGAGUCAAUGAGGCUUCUCCAGGGACGUGGAACGACGUUGGUUCCCAGCGACAACGGAACGUAGCUGACGCGGCGAGAUUGACCGGUUUCCUCGAGUGAUGAUCGCGGAAGGGGGAGGUCACCUGUUGUUAUUGUUGUUCUUGUUGUGUUGUUGUUAUUGAGUCGAUCGGCGGACGUGUGGUUUACUCGAGGUAGCGAGGCAGCUUUUAGAGACGAUCGCGGUUAUUCACGGGCGACGAUACCCUAGCGUUUGGUGUUUGCGUUCUCACUCUCUGUCUUAUACAUUUUCGCGCGACGCUCGUGGGGAGUUGUAUCACUCACGGAUUAAUGCACGCCGGAAAUCACAGCAUGGAAGACAUAAGCGUCACGCUGACUAGUACAACCGCGACGAGCACGAACACGGUCCAUCCUAGUGUAAAUGACGUGGACUGGUUCGCCGGUGUCGCCGAGGAGGACUGGUUGUAUUAUACGAGCGUCAGCAAUGACGUCGAUUCCUUGUGGGCUGUUAUCGGGAGCUUUGUACCGCCACCACCUAGGCCACCGUAUGUACCCGAAGAUGCCAUCGCCACCGACGGACUUACUACCUGUGACCUGUGUUCCUGGGCACUGAAGCAUAACAGGCAUUCGUUUUCGUUGGAUGGCACCCUCGAAGGACGUGGAGAAUAUGGAUGGGUGUUGACUCUAGUGAUAGUCUCCUUAGUAUCGGCUGGUAUCGGAGCAGUGGCGAUGAUGAUCUACUCCCACUGUCGAAGGAUAGUGAACGGUCGUGGCAGAGCUAGCUGCUGUGGCGUCGGUACGGAGGACUCCAGCGUACCCGAGGCCGGUGGGCCCGCGGGGGCGGGUGUUGCAGGCGGCGGGGUGGCCGUCAUACCCGAUCGGCCGCCUCUCGAAUUAGACAAAUUACCACCUUAUCACGACGUAGCGCCUAGUCCAGGGCACAACGUGUGGUCAUGGCUGGGUUCUCGGCGAGGCGGCGGCACACCGGGAGUCGUCACGACGCCGCUCUCCCUUCCGCAGCAUCGACGAGCGAUGAAUCUCCCGGUCGAGAAUCACUACACCCACAUGCAAACUGACGAGGCGCUGUACGCUGAACUGGACUCUCAGGCCGCGAGCUAUGCGAGCGAUCUGCAGUUACAAAUGAGAGGAAGCUCGACGUACGGUACGACUUCCGGCGGCCAGGACGACGAAUAUCACGAGCUGGAUGCUGCGAGAUUACAUCGUCAUUACGGGGGCAGCGACGGUUCGUUGCAGACCGACACACUUCGCACUCGGCACAGCAAGAGGAUACAAGAGCCGGACUACGAGAUGUACGAGAACGGCCCGUCGACGCCGGUGCCGCCGGGUCAGCAUCAUCAUCACCACCAUCACCAUCACCACAAUCAUCAUCAUCAUCAGCAUCAGGAGCUGAGGAUCGGCGGCAGCAGGAACAGCGAGCAUCCCUCGUACCAGAACACAGCGUACACCGGAAGCGACGCCGAGCCGGACGGGCCGACGUUGAGCAGCGCUCCCAGCAGCGCUUACUAUAGCGAUCUCAGUUCGAACUCGGCGAAUCAGCAGAUACCGACCGCCGCGGUGUCGUCGUCCGCGAUGACGACAACGACGACGACAACGGCAGCGGCGGCAGCGGCGGCGGCGGCAGCGGCGGCGGCGGCGGCGGCGGCGGUGGCAACAGCAACGGCGACGACGACGACAAACCUGCACCUGAGUCCGCAGAGUUUGGACACGUCGCAAUACAGAUUGGCGGCGAUUAACGAGAACACGGUGCCUUCGGAUUAUAUUUAAUUAAUAUUUAAAAAAGGAAAUGUGUAUGUGUGUAAAGUUGGAGAGGAAAUACGAUAUGAACGAUCGCCACUGGGAGCAAGCUGCGUUCAUCUCCCGUGAACGAGAAGAGUAUUGGUGCGGCUGCAACAAUUCGACGCUCUUCCUCUUUGCGGAGGACGACAGGAAGUCUCUUGGGUCUCUCUCUUGGGAGAUAAGAAUGGGGGGAAGGGGAGGGAAUGAGAGCACAGACAAAAGGCCGUUGAGAUUUCUCGUCGCUGUAACGUGACUCGGAAGUUGCCUUUCAAAAACGAUGUUUCACGGCUCGCAAGUUUUGUGAGCCGUGCAAGCGGAAUCGAGCUCGAGGAGCGUUCGCGUUACGUUGGAGCGGAGCGUUGUCGCUUAACCCGGCGAAUGCGCCAGAGACCGGUUCCGGAUGAAAUCGAUUUCUUGCUCGGUGACGCUCCACUUGUCCCUUUGUCGCCACACUUUGCGGUCCUGUUAAGACAAUCGACUUUCGCGACACGCGAAUCGACAGCUCAAGCGUCGCGAAUCGAUCGGUAGCGGCGCGCCAGUCUCUCCCGUCGCUUUUGCGCGCUAACAAAAUAGCCGGCCGUUGCUCGAAAUUUUUCUACGAACGCAAGACAAGCGGAAGAGGGACUGGUUGGCAGGUAAGUGACCGGAGCGAAUCGUGUCACUGGAAUCGAUGCACGUGAAAACACUCGCGCGACAAGGACGGGGUGCGAUUUUCGCGGCCUGCGACGACAGGUCUCAGCGUCGUCCGUCACCGUGAAAUCGCGGACGUGCGUUCAUGUGUGAACGUGUGAUUGUGUCAGUUAAAAGUACCGGUAAAUUCGCGCGCACGCUUCCUCCUGACAUCCGUCGCAGCCACACGGAUAUUGCGCGUGACUACGUGCCGGCUCAAGGACUGUAUUCUUGAUGUACACGGAAAAAAAGAUUGGAUUAUAACGAAAUGUCUAAUGAAAUAUGGGCGAACCUGUGGAAGCUAUCAGAAUUCUGUUCAAGUUAACAAAUUUUUGGUUAAUCAAAUAUAAGACUUCUGAUUAACCAGAAAUCUAGUAACUUCAACCGGAAUUUCUAGCUCGUUUAUGUUUCAUUAGACAUUGAUUAGAUUUACGUAUUCAGCGUUUAAAUACAUAUAGAAAAGAAGUUUUGUUAAUUGAUCCAAAUUUUUUUCCGUGUGUAUGAGUGUUAAAUACGUCCUUUUGAUUCUUAAAGUAAAAUAACUUUAUACAGAACGCUCGUAUACGAAUCAUGGAAUUCUGAAUUAAAAGGGUGUAUUUGAGUAGUAUUUUAAUACGCAUCGAGAAUAUAGCUCCAGACGCUCGGUUUACACUCGGUACCAUGACGCAAAAACAUAAUGACAUAAUGACGUAAAGAAGCACACAUUAUAGUUUCUAAUUAACUGUAACAUAAUUAAUGUAAAUUAAUACCGUCUCGGAC
Messenger RNA from Odontomachus brunneus, 3824 nucleotides. RefSeq names its product TSC22 domain family protein 1-like. The coding region runs from base 930 to 2384 and encodes 484 amino acids. NCBI's taxonomy places the organism in Eukaryota, Metazoa, Arthropoda, Insecta, Hymenoptera, Formicidae. The transcript has 7 exons. The record is from RefSeq and is a predicted model, not a curated record.